AUUGAUGCGCUAUUUCCUUCCUCAUGCUGCUUGCUGCUUGCGUCUCAAAUCUGGCGUCACUAACGCUACCUAUGCUGCGACAUUACACAAAUUUCGAGCGAAGCAAACAAUAACAGAAGCUUUUGACUUGCAAAUUUUCCAGAAGACGCGAUCUUUCUGGAGUGGUUCAUGACGCGGUAACAAUAAAUGAGACGAGAAGCAGCUGUUAUAACGUACAAGAAGCAUCUACACGAUCUUUCACAGAGAGACGUUACUACGCUCGAUCGUGACGUAAGACGAUUGUAGGUUAGCGUCCAACAAGGGAAAUUUGUUGUCAUUACCGUCACAUUGGUCUUCGUUGUCAAUUGAAUCACCGAGUUUAAAGCACAGAGUCACCUUCGUGACUGCCGUGAAGAAAAAGCAGACGUCAUAUUAAUACAUGUGUCAUUUCUCGAGAUAGUCAAUACCCUGGAGUCGCGAAACUCGCAUCCCAAACAGAGUGCACUCCCGGAGCCGAGUACAUCUCAAAUGACAAAUACUAUGGGUGGAGCACACUUGUGUACGUCGCAGUCCAUCUUCCAACAGAUGAUGAACCCGCAAAAUGCACAGCAGCCACAACAGGUUGAACCUUGGCUGCAAACAUUGCAGAUACCAUGUCCAACGAUAUCCAUCCCUUGGAGUGUAUCGAGCUCGCAACAACCGGAAUUGAUUACCUUUACUGGCAGACCCAAUUACAAACCGGUAUUUCAUCACAAAAGAAAACUAGAAACGGAAUUUGGAGAUACGUGUCUUCAAGCAAAGCAAUUCAUAACGGAGGAAAAAAUGGCUGCACACUUCAAAGAUCUGCGCAUUAGUUCCAGUCAUGAGUCUGAGAAUCCAGUGCCAUCAACUUCCACAGGUACAUCGUCCCUGCCUCAUAAGCAAUCAAAUAUGGAUUUCGAUGUUGCAGUAACUGGCGAACAAACAGACGAAACACAUCCGAGAUUAGUUAUUUCAGAGGAACUGAAGCGAAUGCAACAGGAACCUAUUCUGCCAUCAGCUAUUCUGUCCAAAUUAGAGAGACCUUCAAUGGCUUUGGUUCUUUGGGAACCACCGAAUAAACAUCUUCGCGUUCUGCCAUCAAGAGAUACUCCGACGCCCAUCCCGAGCAUAUCUAUUGACAAUAAUAGUAACAAUAAUAAUAACAGCGACGCUAUUCCCGAUUUAAAUAACGUAUCACCCAGUGCCCCGUCAGUGUUCGAGCCAAUGGAAUUAUGAAAAUCUCUGGUUAGUACAGCCAUUUUAUCUUUGCAUAUAUCGAGAAUGAAAAAAUAUAUAUUGUAUGUUUCACUGAGAAGAGGGGGAUGUUUUAAUAAUCUGCAAAAUGUGAAGUAGAUUAGAAUAAAGAAUGAAAUAUGCUUCAUAUUUUUUAUUGUAUAAUAAUCAUUAAGAUAAUACAUUUUCGUAUAUUAUUUUCGUUUCAUAAUCUUCGAUGUCUCCAAUUUGCUUUGUCCUAAUUUUGCAAAAAUCAUAAUCUAUUGUUUGUAUAUUCUAUAUGUAUUAUGUGUUAUAAAUUGUACUAUCUUUUAUUAUAUGAUUUCAUAAUCACAUGAAUUAUAUAUCGAGAAGUAAAAAAAAGGCAUUUAUCUAUAGUAUUUUUGAUUUGUUAUUCUUUUUUUGUAUUUAAUCUCCAUAAAACUAUGUAAAACUUAUAUUACUAAUGAUAUCUUUUCACUUUAUAUUCCGCGUGGUACAAGGUUGAGUGAGUAAAUAUUAAUAGACGAGGUAAUAACAUAUAAUGAGUGUUUAUUGUGAAUGAUUGAAUACAUGUAUGCUAGUUUUGCAUUAAAAUGCGAUUAUGAUACAACGAAACUAUGUUUAGAAUUCUUAUAUCAUUAUAAACUCAUUCCCAGAUACAUGCUUUAUUUUUGCAAUCGUUUAUAAAACAAAAAAAAUGUUUAUAUAAUGUAAUCAGUUAAUUUAAAAAAAAUUGAUCUUUUUUGUCUACACUAAUGAUUCGUCCAGUAGAUCUUGCUUCUUCUUCGCUGUAAUUUAGCCCGUAAUUAACAUUUUUAUUUCUAAUAGACAUACAAAGAAUAAAGACGUCUAAAAAAUGUGCACUAA
Molecule: messenger RNA, 2082 nt
Organism: Linepithema humile (Argentine ant)
Lineage: Eukaryota; Metazoa; Arthropoda; Insecta; Hymenoptera; Formicidae
Source: RefSeq, a predicted model, not a curated record